GCUAUCAUGGCUAUUUACAAUUUUUUAAUUGCAGCGCGAAAUAAAUUUGUAGUAUUGCUGUUAAACAAUGUCCGCAAAAUGUUUAGUUUUCAGUUCAACAUGUCUGGCAAGACAAACUACUUCCUUCAUUGGGCGGCUUUUACAGUUAACAUUCUGACGUUAGCGACAGGAAUAACCAUGUCAUGGGCUUCUCCAUCUCUACUAAAACUGGAAAGCUUGGAUCCAGAUGUGAAUCCUCUUGGACGGCCUAUAACAACAACUGAAAAGUCAUUAAUAGCUUCUUUACCAACUUUUACGAGCGUCCCAGGAACAAUUAUAGCUGGUUUUGUGUCUCAGAAACUGGGUAGAAAGAAAACACUGAUCAUAUUUAGCUUACCGUUUUUAUUCUGUUAUAUAGGUAUAGCACUAGCUAAGUCAGUGACUGUGUUUUAUGUAACUAGAUUUUUCCUUGGAAUAAGUUGUGGAUGUACCUUAGCUGUAUUACCAAGUUACGUUGCAGAAAUUUCUGAAGAUUCGAAUAGAGGAUUGCUAGGGUGCAUUAUGGGUAUUAUGGGAGCAAUAGGAUAUUUUAUUGUUUACGCUAUUGGACCUGUCGUUUCUAUUCAAAUGUUCGCCUAUCUUCAAUUAAUUCCGAUAAUACUGUUCUACGUAAUGUUUAUACCUUUUAUACCUGAGAGUCCUUAUUACUUCGUGGCUAAAAAGUUAGAUAAAGAGGCUGAAGCGUGCUUGAAGAAAAUAAGAACUACCAGUAAGGUGCAUGAAGAAUUAGCAUAUCUCGAAGAAGUUAUAAAUGAAAAUAAGGAAAAGAAAUCAGAUUGGAGAGAGAUCUAUUCCACUAAAGCAGCUAGAAAAGGUUUGACUAUUACCUGUGGACUUCUGAUGUUUCAACAAUUAUUAGGUUUUAUGGCAGUGCUGAAUUAUAUGCAAUCUAUUUUCGAAGCUGCUAAGACUAGCAUUAAUUCGAAUACAGCCUCGUUAAUAUUAGGAGGUGUUCAGAUCAUUUCCAACAUAUUUUCCACUCUUUUAGUAGAUAGAUUAGGAAGAAAAGUACUUUUACUAUCUUCCAAUGUUGGUUGUACUAUAUCAUUAGCAGCUUUAGGAGCAUUUUUCUUUUGUCAAGAAAACAAUUUUAAUACAGACGCCAUAUUCUGGCUACCUAUUCUUAGUCUUAUUGUAUUUUUCGUAUCAUUUAACUUUGGAUUUGGUACAUUACCUUUGACAGUGUGUGGAGAACUAUUUUCUAGUAACAUCAAAGCAAUGGCUGCCAGUUUGUCGACAUGUGUUUGCCUCUUACUGGCCUUUCUAGUUACUUUAGGUUUUCCAUAUUUAUCGGAUGCGGUUGGUAGGCCGUACACGUUUUGGAUAUUCGGGAUAACUUCAGUUCUUUCUAUUUUGUUUGUAGUAUUUAUAGUGCCUGAAACAAAAGGUAAAAGUUUUAAAGAAAUACAGUAUGUACUAGAAGGAAAGCGCUGAAGGUAAUGUGACAACAUGAUGACAUAAAAGUAGAGAUAUGAUCUUAUUAUUUAUUUAUUUCUAUUUAAACAUAUUUUCGAAAAUUAUGUGUGGAUUUUGUACUCUUAAAAGUAAUACUUUAACGCCAUUAUUUUAAUGAAAACUUUGUCUUAAUUUUGAAUAGUUUUUGACAGUAUUGUACUAAUUUAAUCGAUUCAAAUUCUUCUACAAAGUAGCUAUAUUAGAUUAUGUAGCUUUAUAAUUAUUAUAAUAAUAUAAAUUUCCAGUAUUAUUUAGUAAUUAUGCAUUUGAGCAAAAAUGUGAUAAAUUAUUACUGAAGAAAACAGUUAUUCGCGAUUACUUAUGAACAAAAAUGUUAUUUUUUGCCCGCAAUACAAUCAAAAUUUUUUCUACAACCACUUGAUAAAAUUAAAUGAAUUAUUUUUGUAACCCUUAAACCACUUAUAAUCUUAAGAUGUGUAUUCGAGACAUCACAGUUAGUAUGACAAACUUUAGUCAAUGAUAUCCUUUCGUUGUCUGCCAAAAACGUUUCUUGACCAAGUGAUUGUUGAAAAACUAAACUACUUGUGUAAGAUUUUAUGUUUUUUAACAUAUGUAACAUUGUGUUAUUGUUACUACAUAUUUUAUUUUAUAAAUUUUAUUAUAAAAUAUACACUGAG
Messenger RNA from Diabrotica balteata, 2132 nucleotides. Lineage: Eukaryota; Metazoa; Arthropoda; Insecta; Coleoptera; Chrysomelidae. The record is from the annotation of a GenBank genome assembly.